Erigeron canadensis is the source of this 1892-nucleotide messenger RNA. Its product is annotated as protochlorophyllide-dependent translocon component 52, chloroplastic-like. Gene Ontology annotation, molecular function: chlorophyllide a oxygenase activity; 2 iron, 2 sulfur cluster binding. The record is from RefSeq and is a predicted model, not a curated record. Lineage: Eukaryota; Viridiplantae; Streptophyta; Magnoliopsida; Asterales; Asteraceae. The transcript is spliced from 7 exons. Bases 79 to 1704 code for a protein of 541 amino acids.
CAUUCCACAUAUGAGUAAUAAUAAAAUUCCCCAAAAUCCCCAACAAUUCAAUUCACAGCAUCCAUCCAUCCAUCCUCCAUGGAAGCUCAAGCUUUCAGACCUCCAUCCCCUGUUCACCCAUCUUCAUUAAUCAAAACCCAGUUACCAAACAAACCCAUUUUCAAUUUUUCAUUCAUUCCCAAGAAACCCAACUCCCCAUUCCCAUAUUUAACCCAUUUCACAAAACCCAAAUUCAAGAACUUCACUGCAGUCUCACCUUCUGUUUCAACCGAAACCCCGGUUGAGGACGAGACCGAAAUCGUCGAUAAAGAUGACAAAUUUGAUUGGUUUUCUCAGUGGUAUGCGUUAAUGCCAGUUUGUGAUCUUGACAAAAGAGCCCCACAUGGGAAGAAAGUAAUGGGACUUGAUGUUGUGGUUUGGUGGGAUAAGAAUGAGGAUUCUUGGAAAGUUUUUGAUGAUAGUUGUCCUCAUAGAUUGGCUCCACUUUCUGAAGGGAGGAUUGAUCAAUGGGGCAGGUUGCAGUGUGUGUAUCAUGGUUGGUGUUUCGGUGGUUCUGGUGAUUGUAAGUUGAUUCCUCAAGCCCCCCUUGAUGGCCCCCCGGUUCAUACCUUCCAGAGAGCGUGUGUAGCUGUUUAUCCAAGCACCGUGCAAAACGGGAUUGUUUGGUUUUGGCCAAACACUGAUCCUCAGUACAAAGAUAUUCUUUCAAAGAAGAAACCACCAUACAUCCCUGAACUCGACGACCCUUCGUUUACUUGUCAAAUGUUUAAUCGAGAUAUACCAUAUGGGUAUGAAAUUCUGAUUGAGAAUCUCAUGGAUCCUGCACAUGUUCCGUACGCACAUUAUGGGAUAAUGAGGGGGGUACCACAGCCCAGUGUUAAGCUCGAUCGGGAAGGGGGUAGACCUCUUGAGAUUAACGUAAACAAAAUAGACAAAAAUGGUUUUACUGCAAAACAGCAAAAUGGUGAAUGGAACUUCAUUGCUCCUUGUCUAUUUUAUGGAAGUAUCAAAACUGGAGGAAGUCCGGAUAAAGGGUCUGGGGUGUCAGCUGGAAGCACAAAUGGGAAAUUAGCACAAAAACCAACUAAACAGGUGCUUUUGAUCUUUAUCUGUAUGCCAGUGAGUCCUGGUAAUAGCAGACUGAUAUUUAUUUCCCCUAGAAACUUUGCUGUUUGGAUCGAUCGUUUUGUUUCCAGAUGGAUGUUCCAUAUUGGGCAGAAUUUGAUUAUUGAUUCGGAUUUGUAUCUACUUCAUGUUGAGGAAAAGAAAGUGAUGGAAGCUGGUCCUUCUAAUUGGCAAAAGCUAUGUUUUGUGCCAACCAAAGCUGAUGCUAAUGUGGUUGCAUUUAGAAAAUGGCUAAAGAAAUAUGCAGACGGCCAAAUCAAUUGGGGAAACAAAUUUGAUGGUUCUCUUCCGCCCACCCCACCUAGAGAACAGCUCAUGGACAGGUAUUGGAGCCAUGUGGUGAACUGCAGCAGUUGUAAUACUGCAUACAAGGGUCUUAAUGUACUCGAAACGUCUCUUCAGGUGUUUUCCGUUGCUGCAGUGGCUAUUGUGGCUGCAACCAAACAGGGGAUGAUAUCAGUUGCAUUAAGAAACACGCUGGUCAUUGCUGCAGUCAUGUGCUUUGUAGGAUCAAAAUGGUUAUCUCAUUUCAUCUACAAAAACUUCCGUUACCAUGACUAUAAUCACGCAUUUAAGUGAGACUUGUGGAACCUGUAAUUGUUCCCAUGGCUGUAUGUAGCUAUAGUAAUGAUACAAAAUUCUGAUGUACGGCGGUAGUAAAUAAUGUGGAUGUGGCUUAUAGUACUAGAGAGCAAAAGGGUAUUUUUCUUUUGAUAUCAACGUUCGCAUACUUGAAAUAUGUUAUUAAACUACACAUAUCUUUUAAA